Messenger RNA from Giardia duodenalis, 3225 nucleotides. Its product is annotated as Ankyrin repeat protein 1. The record is from RefSeq and is a predicted model, not a curated record. The coding region runs from base 1 to 3225 and encodes 1074 amino acids. The transcript has a single exon. Gene Ontology annotation, molecular function: protein binding. NCBI's taxonomy places the organism in Eukaryota, Fornicata, Diplomonadida, Hexamitidae.
AUGUCCAAAGCUGAUUCUAAGGAAUGGUUCACUGCAAUAGGGGCACGGCGCUACACGCAGGUCCGCGAGCUUCUGGACAUUUACAAGGGUUUCCGUAACAGUGCGCAGGACACCGGAUUGAUGGUUGCCGCAAGGAUCGAUGAUCCCGAGUUGGCCACGAUUCUCGCCGUCCAGGAGGCAGGAUUGGUUAACAAGAACGACGAGACUGCGCUCAUCAUAGCUGCUCAGCUAGAUCAUCCAAAGAUAUGCGAGAUCUUGGCACCGCUGGAAAAGACCAUUUACUACAAGGACGGUCGCAACGCCCUGAUGAUUGCUGCAGAGGCAGGCGCCAUGAAUGCUUGCUUGGCCCUGGCACGUGAGUUUCCUGUGGAGCGCGACCCCUCCGGCUAUACGGCGCUCGACUACUCUGUCAUUUCAAAUAACAUUGCGUGCACUCGGGCGAUUGUAGAUCUUGUCCGUCAUAGUCAAGAGGAUUUUCAGUUUGCAAUGAAUCUGGCGGAGCGCGACGGUAGGAGCGAUAUUUACACUUAUCUUCAGAUGGCUCUCAGAAAGCAGACACAGAAAGCAGAGGAACAAGAGGUUGAAGUGAUAAAUGCUACUUCUGCAACAGUGGCUAAUUCUUGCGCCGUUCGUGCCUCUCACGCUCCACUCCACCGCAGCGGAAGCACGCCCAUGAAGGCCACGCUCAAUCGCAAUGAGAUUCGUGCACGGUCCAAUCAGAAAUCUCAGACGGUUAUGAGAGCUCAGACUGGGCACAGUCCCAGCUAUCCCAAGCAUUCCCAGUACUCCAACAAUACGUUCCACUCUCCCACUGCCAGGGUCGUUAGCGCUUCUGGACUAAACAACAGUACUGCCGUUAUGAACAUGCAGGCAAGCCUUUCGGGAAGCGUUGUAGGGUCUAGCCAAUUACGAUCGUUGAGCCCCGGUUCUAAUUUGCGCGAAAGGACACAGCCAGGCGAGCUUGCCGUUCCAAACGCCAACUCAGUACUCUCAGCCGUAGAAUAUCAGACUAUCCAGAAGAAUGCUGAGGUGAGGGAUCUUUUCGAGCAGUUGAAAAACGUGACAGACCUGAGGAGUUCGCCUCUGAUUAACCAACUGCAGAAGUAUGUAGCAAACCUCCACAUGGACUACGAUCGCGCAGUUCAUGAGAAGAUUCAGAUGGAAAACAUAGCCUCCACGGUGCCUCGUAGAAGCGUCUCUCCAGCGACUGUCAUCGAGCAGGCUGAUGGGCCCGCGCUGCAUCACAGGAAACCUGGGCGCCUAAUCACCUCAGAAGGUGAGGAGAUUUCUCCAGAACAGUUGACUGAGAUGAAAAAGGCUGUUAGAGAUGCCGAGCUGCUGAGGGACGAGGUGAAGAAGCUUGAAGACGAGAGGCGCACCUUGGACGUCUGCGUUAAUAACUUGACCGAGGCCCUCCAAAAGCUUAAGGAGGAUAACGCGAUAAUGGCCAGAAAUGCCCAGAGGUUCGCCAAUUUCGGUCGAGGAUCUAAUUCUGGCUCUGAAGAUCAGAUUUAUGACAAAAGGCGACCCAGCACCGAGGAUGCGCAGCCCUCUGCAGAGUACCGCACGGCUAGCUCGAUAGAGGCAGAGUCCACGUCCGUUAAUUCUCACCAGGAAGAUAGGUCCCGGAGCGUUGAGCGUCAGCAGCAGUCUAUCGAGAAGAAGCUUCGAGAGGAAGUUAGGCGAUUGCAGGAGGACUUGGCCAAAGCAUCCAGGGAGGCGUCUUCAGCCAUUGACAUGAAGGAUCGUCUUGAGAGACAGAUCAGUGAAAUAAACGACAAGGCCAUGGAGUACCAGACCCAGGUAGAGCAGGCGAACGCUCAGAAGACUGAUGUUAUGAAGGAGAAACUGGCUGUCGAAGAGAAGCUUCUUGAGCUGCAGGAAGAGAUGCUUGAAUUAAAGGAAGGGUUUGAACUCCAGAUGCGAGGUGAUGACCAGAGCGAUAAGCGUAAGGUAAGCGAGUUGGAAGAAGCCAACAGGAUCCUCAUCAGCGAGAAUGAAAACCUAAUUUCCCAAUUAUCUGACAUGCAACAUGACGGCGGGGACCUUAAGCACGAUGUUUCUCGGCUGGCUGCCCAGCUUCAGGAGGCUCAUGCUCAGAUUGCCGACCUAAACAACGUGGUUGACGAGCUAUCUAGUCGAAAUGUUAUAAACACCAGUAAUUCAGAGGAGAAGCGUCUUCGUGAAACACUUACAGCACGUGAAGAUGACCUACUACGCGCUCAGAUGGACAUCGAGUCACUUAAUACUCUGGUUGGCAACCAGCAAGCCCAAAUAGAGGAACUCCAAGCCAAACUUGCAAGCACUGGAGGUGCUACUAAGUUUGGCACUACCGGUGGCAAGAAGAGUAGCUCUGCUGCCCAGAAUAAGCGUGGCCCGCCCACCAAUCUGCGCGGGGAAACGCAGAGCCUGUACGAGGAGUUCGCUACUCGAUCUCGUUCAGAGCUGAAGGCCUCUGCUGCUGCCCAGGCGAGUGUUCUCGCUAGGAGUCAGAAUGGCAAGCGCAGCGGAAGCAAUCUGGCCAUGUCUCGAUCAGGCGAGAAAAAGUAUCUGUACACCAGCCAAGGAGACUCUGUGGGAAAUGCAUCCAACAGUGGAACGGCUUUGCGCGACUAUGCUGCCGACAAGGCCGAACAUACGACCCGUCCAGUGUCAAGAACAAAGUUCUUGUCGCUGACCCUUAUACCGCCUCACAUGUCUGCUCAACAGAUUCUUUCGAUGAGGGAGAACUUGGAUACGACGUGCAUAUCCACUGCGAACAACAGAAAGACAGACCUCAUGGAAGCGGCAGAAGCGGGAGACUCCGCUCACGUCUGGAAGUACCUCAAUUACCAAGCAGGGCUUCAGGAUGAGGAAGGUAAGACGGCUCUCAUGUAUGCUGCGCAGAAGGGCCACAUUGAGAUUGUGAAGGCACUAAUGCAGAAGGAGGCUCGCAUUCAGACUCACUUUGGGACUACUGCCCUCAUGGAUGCUGCAUGCAAUGGGCACACGGACAUAGUCUCUGUUCUUGUGGACUAUGAAGGUGGCAUGGCGACCAAGGGUGAUGAAAACGGAGAAAGUGCUGGUCUCACGGCGCUGAUGCUUGCAGCCCACGAGGGCCACCUGGACUGCGUCCACAUUCUGAUACGAAAGGAAAACGGCAUGGUAUGUUCUAACGGGAUGACUGCCCGCGAUUUUGCAAAGACAGAUGAGAUCAGAAACCUCCUUGAUGCUUUUCAAGGCUGA